UUCCCGCCUCAACUCAUUCUCUCUCCAACUCCCACAAACAGAAAACGAACAUAAGCAGAUGACAGUUUACUAUGUAACCAAAAUAAGAUCUCAUCACUUCAUCCCAAAGCCUCUCUUAAACCCCUUCUUUUCUUGUCUUUCUCUUCACUCACACUCUUUCUCUACUCACAAGUCAAACCCUACUUCAUGGAACACAACACACACUUAUGUUCUCUCAAACCCACUUCUUUCUUUACUAGAAAACUGCAAAUCUUUCUCUCAAUUGAAACAAAUCCAAGCUCAAAUGAUCCUUACAGGGUUGAUCUUAGAUGGGUUUGCUUCAAGUCGCUUAAUUUCGUUUUGUGCAAUAUCAGAAUCAAGAAAUCUUGAUUAUUGUAUCAAAAUUUUGAAUAAUUUACAAAACCCAAAUGUGUUUUCUUGGAAUGCAGUGAUUAGGGGGUGCGUAGAGAGUGAAAAUCCGCAAAAAGGUUUAGUCCUGUAUAAAAGGAUGCUGACUAGGGCUGGUUGUAGGCCUGAUAACUAUACUUAUUCUUUUUUGUUUAAAGUUUGUGCUAAUUUAGUGUUAAGUUAUAUGGGUUUUGAGAUUCUUGGACAGGUAUUGAAAAUGGGUUUUGAUAAGGAUAUGUAUCUGUAUAAUGGGAUCAUACACGUGUUGGUUUCGGUUGGAGAGUUGGGGUUGGCGCAUAAGGUGUUUGAUGAAGGUUGUGUGAGAGACUUGGUUUCUUGGAAUUCAUUGAUUAAUGGGUAUGUAAGAAGGAGGCAGCCAAGGGAGGCAAUGGGGAUUUAUCAUCAAAUGAUAACGGAGCAAGUUAAGCCUGAUGAGGUGACAAUGAUCGGUGUUGUAUCCGCUUGUGCACAAUUAGAAAGUUUGAAACUCGGGAGAGAAAUUCAUCGGUAUAUUGAAGAAAGUGGAUUGAAUUUGAAAAUUUCGCUUGUUAAUGCACUUAUGGACAUGUAUGUGAAAUGUGGGGAUCUUGAGGCGGGGAAAGUUUUGUUUGAUAAUAUGAGAAAGAAGACAGUUGUUUCAUGGACUACUAUGAUUGUUGGGUAUGCGAAAAAUGGGCUUUUGGAUAUGGCUGGGAAGCUUUUUCAUGAUAUGCCAGAGAAGAAUGUUGUGGCAUGGAAUGCCAUGAUUGGAAGUUGUGUUCAAGCAAAUCUUAGCUUGGAGGCUUUAGAAUUGUUUCGUGAAAUGCAAUUGAGCAAUAUGAAACCUGAUAAGGUGACCAUGCUUCAUUGCUUAUCUGCUUGCUCACAACUUGGAGCACUUGAUACUGGAAUGUGGACUCACAACUAUAUUAAAAAGCACAAUCUCUCUUUAGAUGUUGCCUUAGGUACUGCAUUAAUUGACAUGUAUGCAAAAUGUGGGAAUAUGACAAAGGCUCUUCAGGUUUUCAAUGAGAUGCCAAGAAGAAACUCUUUGACCUGGACAGCCAUUGUAGGUGGUUUGGCUCUUUAUGGGAAUGUAAAUGAUGCCAUAUUUUACUUCUCUAAGAUGAUUGAUAGUGGAUUGAUGCCAGAUGAAAUCACCUUUCUUGGGGUCCUAACAGCUUGUUGUCAUGGAGGGUUAGUUGAAGAAGGUCGCAAGUAUUUUGAUCAAAUGAAGUCCAGAUUCAACCUGUCUCCCCAGCCUAAACACUAUUCUUGCAUGGUGAAUCUUCUUGGUAGGGCUGGUUUGUUGGAGGAGGCUGAAGAGCUUAUUAAAACAAUGCCAAUGGAGGCAGAUGCUAUGGUUUGGGGUGCGUUGUUCUUUGCUUGUGGAAUACAUAGGAAUCUUCUAAUAGGGGAAAGAGCAGCUUCAAAGCUUCUUGACUUGGAUCCCCAUGACAGCGGAAUAUACGUCUUGCUUGCAAAUAUGUACAGGGAAGCUGGUAAGUGGGAGGAGGCUCAGAACAUAAGAAAGAUGAUGAUGGAAAGAGGAGUCGAGAAGACUCCUGGUUCUAGUUCAAUUGAGGCUUUCAAGUUCAAACCCAAUGAUGGCAUUCUCUACAUCAGAUGCAUUUUUCAUAUGGAACUGAGACAACAAUUAGUCAUGGAAUGCUUCAUUUGCAUUGCUUGCCGAACCCAUCUGGGCAUGCCUUGCCAUUGAUCUCUCAAGAAUGAUGAUUUUGCUCUGGGUUCAAUAUGGCUGUGUUGAACCAUCAGUGAGUGCCAAAAGAAAUUCUUUGAAAGAGCUAGGGCUGGGUCUAGGUGGGAUGCAAAACAUAAUAAAAAAAGUAAGGAAAAUAAAAAGCCCUACCUUUUUGCAGGUAAGUUGGGAUCCAAUGUUGGGUUUUGAUAUUAACAUCAGGGAUAGCCUAAAACAGAACUUAGCAUUUAACAAGCGUGGAGAUAAAGGAUAGAGGGAAUAUAUACACAAUGAUUCGCGCGCUAGGUUUUGUUCAUUCACCUUCACGUUCUGUUUCUUUGUCACCUCUCUGUUUCUCCCACAUGCUUGACAGCCUUUUAGGCUCUUUGGUCAGGCCACACUGAUCGCAUGGCCAUAUGGUCCAUGGCACUGGCCAGUGGUGUAGCCUCCAAUCAUCAUAAAUUUGAACUAUUGGGAUGCAGGAACUUCUCUUUCUGUACUGUCCUAGCUGACUUGUAGCUACCAAGUAUCUAAUCGGUUUUACUAUCAAUUUUAGUCACAUACCAUGCAAUUUUGAGAAAUUUUAUGUUCCUCAAAUUGAAGCUGCAAUUGCAGACAUUAAUCACAUCUUAUGAAUUACUUUUUUAGAUUAAAUCAA
Molecule: messenger RNA, 2723 nt
Organism: Populus nigra (black poplar)
Lineage: Eukaryota; Viridiplantae; Streptophyta; Magnoliopsida; Malpighiales; Salicaceae
Product: pentatricopeptide repeat-containing protein At2g22410, mitochondrial
Exons: 2
Coding region: 59-2086 (675 amino acids)
Biological process (GO): RNA modification
Molecular function (GO): protein binding; RNA binding
Source: RefSeq, a predicted model, not a curated record